Molecule: messenger RNA, 745 nt
Organism: Danaus plexippus (monarch butterfly)
Lineage: Eukaryota; Metazoa; Arthropoda; Insecta; Lepidoptera; Nymphalidae
Gene: Mif
Product: macrophage migration inhibitory factor-like
Exons: 3
Coding region: 202-561 (119 amino acids)
Molecular function (GO): cytokine activity; phenylpyruvate tautomerase activity
Source: RefSeq, a predicted model, not a curated record
AAUCUCUUAUGUAAUUCAAUUAGAAAUACCAGUAGGUAAUUACCUAUAAUUUCUUGUUGAUUAUCAGCGGUCAAAAGGUCACGACAUCUAGUUUACAUUUCACAACGUUCUGGAGCUGAAAUUGGAACUGUAAAUAUCCCGGUGAUUUGCAAUUUAUUUAGUAAAUUCUAUCUCAACCGGUCCUAUACAUACAUACUAAAUAUGCCGCAUUUAAGAAUCGAAACGAAUGUAUCCAAAAGUAAAAUACCUGAAGACUUCGUUUCUAAAGCAAUUCCAAUUUUAGCAAAUAGUCUUGGGAAACCUGCUCAAUUUUGUGUGGUCUCAAUUAUUCCCGAUGUUCAAAUGUGUUUUGGUGGUUCCAAUGCUCCAUGUGCCACAGCAAGUUUAAUGUCAAUCGGGGCUCUUGGUCUGAAUGAAAACAAAAAACAUUCAAAAGUUUUGUUUGAAUUGGUUGAAAAAGAGCUGGGUAUUCCUAAAGACAGAAUGUAUAUAACAUACCAAAAUGAACCAUCCUCCAAUGUCGGUUUCAAGGGAACAACAUUCCAUGAUAUUAUUGGAUGAUUUCUAGCAUCACUCUUAUAUAUCUACUGAAAUCUUUCAAUUGGAAAUAUUAAUACCGUUUCACUUAAAUGUGAAUGUUCAGGCUUAAUAAUGUAUAUUAUUUAUUAAAAAAAAAAAAAAAACACAAAUUUCAAUCAAUAUCUUGACUAUAACAUUUAUAAUUAAAAAAAAUAAUUUUAAAGCA